Molecule: messenger RNA, 336 nt
Organism: Plenodomus lingam JN3
Lineage: Eukaryota; Fungi; Ascomycota; Dothideomycetes; Pleosporales; Leptosphaeriaceae
Source: RefSeq, a predicted model, not a curated record
AUGGGGGAAUCGCAGGAUACUCGGACGCCAGAGGAGAAAGUAAAAGCUUGGUUUGAAAGGACUGGCGUUGACGAUUACGAGUAUCAUGAUGGGUUGGUCUCUAGGUCAUUGAAGCUCGAGGAGGUGACUAUUGCGCCUUCUGGGGAGGCUAUGACGGUGUUUAGCUUUGUUGUUCCUAGACAAUUAUGCAGUAGAUCCUUUGUAUCGAACUACGGUGGCAAUCUGCACGGCGGCGCUGUUGCAUUGAUUUUUGAUGUCACGACUUCUGUGACCAUUAUGGCGCAAAGUCGUGAAGGGUUCUGGGAUAUGGGUCAUGUAUCUCGCACUCGUAAGUAA